Echinostoma caproni is the source of this 750-nucleotide messenger RNA. The record is from the annotation of a GenBank genome assembly. Lineage: Eukaryota; Metazoa; Platyhelminthes; Trematoda; Plagiorchiida; Echinostomatidae.
UUGUGGAUAAUUUUUAUAGAGAAAAUACAAUCAUUUUUAAUUAUACUUAUCACACUGAGUUGCAUUUUCACCCUGUCGCAUCCGACAUUGCAUAUUGUUCUGGCUGUGGCGCCUCCGUAUGACAAUGCUUUGAAAACCUGUAAGUCAGUGAUUUUGAUGUUAUAUUUUUUCUCAGGUGAGGAAGUGACAAUUGCAGCUCAAAUUGGGAAGCCAAUACGUCGAAUAGUGAUUCAGUCACUAAACCGGACACUNACUCCUGAAUCAUAUAAUCGACUUGGUUCUCUGAACGGCACUUCCAAGCUGGGACUCAACUUUUCUCGGGAUUGGGAUGACCGCCGCCGAAAAUUGUGGCGUGCAUGGGCUGUGGAUACAUUCUGUACCAUCUUCACAGUCGUUUUAAUUUGUGCCACUGGGAUCAUUUCCCCAUCGGUAACUUCAGCGGUGUAUUUACUAUCUUUCCUUGGCAUAUGUACCUAUUGGGCAUGCCGGAGCAAAGUGAACCCCACACCGUUUGCGUCGUUGAGAAUAUUUCUUGCAAUCUACAGCGGCCUUCACAUUUGCCUAUAUUACUUGUAUCAAUUCCCUUUCUUUCAAACAUUCUCUGGAUGGAUUUCGACAAGUGACGAACGAUUAGCCUAUUUAAUAAAUUUUCAUCCUAGUAUUCAGCUUGUAGGGAAAUAUCUUCAAUUCAAUGGGUUUUUUAACUGGUGCAUAGUUCGUGCUUGUCAGUCUGAAUUUUCUCGGAUGUAA